CGCUUAGAUUCACCACUUUCUAGCUGUGGGCAGACAGGUCUCAAACACAUCAGAAAUGCCUUCUGGUGUGUGCAAGAACAUCAUCAAUGCCCGUCACCUGAAAGACGGUUAUGGGACUGUCAGUAACCCUUUAAGGCAUGACAACCAAGACUUUCAGCAGCUGAAGCAGUACUGUCUCAUCCGGAAGGUGAGGUACAUUGAUGAAAUGUUCCCCCCUGACAGAAGGUCAAUUGGCCAAGGGAUCCUGAGCCCCUCUGAAAUGAAAUGUGUGGAGUGGCUGAGACCAGGGAGAAUAGUUUCCAAUCCAUCUUUUGUUGUUGAUGGAGUCUCCAGGUUUGACUUCGGCCAAGGCGUCGUUGGCAACUGCUGGUUUCUUGCCUCUAUUGGAGCUUUGACAUUCGAGGAUCACAUCUUUGGUCAAGUUGUUCCUCUUGAACAAACAUUUGAUGAGGACUACUGCGGACUGUUUCACUUCAGGUUCUGGAGAUUUGGAAGAUGGGUGGAUGUGGUCAUUGAUGACAAGCUACCAACAAUCAAUGGAAGACUAAUCUUCGUCCGUUCCAAAGACCCAAAUGAAUUCUGGCCUGCUUUGCUGGAGAAAGCCUAUGCCAAAGUGUGUGGCUCCUACUCCGACAUGAAUGCUGGAACUCCUUCUGAGGCUUUGGUGGACUUCACUGGUGGGGUUCACAUUUGCAUCCAGCUGUCAGAACCCCCUCCUAACCUGUGGGAGCUAAUGUGCAGAGCUGGCCAGUCCAAGUCACUGAUGGGUUGCGGUACAGAACAGGGUGAGACAUCUGCCAACACUGUAUUACCAAAUGGACUGGUCCAAGGCCAUGCCUACACAGUCACAGGUGUGACGCAGACGGUGAGCCAAGGGCAGCCGGUAAACCUGGUGCGUUUGUGGAACCCCUGGGGCAAAGGAGAGUGGAAAGGAGACUGGAGUGAUCAGUCACCUCUUUGGCAAACCGUGAGUCCACAAGAUCGAGAAAUGUGCCUCUCAGUGCGGGACGAUGGAGAGUUUUGGAUGACCCUGCAAGACUUCUGUAGGUUCUACUCAGAUCUCGACAUUUGCUGCCUGUGUCCUGACUUCCUUGACGGAAGCUCUUCUUGUCACUGGAACACCUCCUUCUAUGAGGGCAGAUGGGUUGCAGGAACCACUGCUGGAGGCUGCACGAACAACCGCGACAGCUUUUGGACUAAUCCGCAGUAUCGGGUCAAGAUAGACAAGUUAUCCAGCGAGUGUGGUGAGUCUCAGGGGGAAAAAAACAUGCUGGUCUCUCUCAUGCAGAAGCCAGACAAGAGGAACAGACGUCUGGUCCAAAGCCUACACAUUGGUUUCUCUGUAUUUGAGGUAAAUAUUCCGCUUUGUUACAGGGCACACAGGGGGAAGUUCCCAGCCUCUUUCUUUGACAGAAACAGAGCUGUUGCCCAGACUAAAACCUACCUGAAUGCCCGUGAGGUUAUGGAGUUUGUGACGCUGAAGCCUGGUGAAUACCUGAUCGUUCCCUCCACCUUCAAUCCCAAUGAGACGGCCUCCUUCAUCCUGACCAUCCUCUCCAAGGCAGAGACUCAUGUCCAUGAGAAUUCUGGCGGAGACGUCCACAGACAUAUGGAAGUAGAUGUGAACGAUAAGCAUAAUAAAGGUGAAAACAGCGAGGAGGACGACAACAAGAGAUCCCUGUUCCGUCAGUUCUCCGACAAGUACGAAGAAGUGGAUGCUGAGCAGCUCCAGAUGCUCCUAAAUGAAAAUUUGAAAGGACACUUGAAAUCUGGAGGCUUCAGUCUGGAUGCAUGUCGCAGCAUGGUCGCGCUGAUGGAUUCAUCUAUCACUGGCAAACUGAAUUCUGAAGAAUUUGUCAAUCUGUGGAACAUGGUGAACCUAUACAAGGACAUUUUCUCCAAGGCUGAUGUUUCUCAAACAGGAACUCUGUCUCUGAGUGAACUGAGAAAUGCACUCAUGGCCACAGGAAAGAAUGUCAGCGAUGAAAUACUGAAUUUAAUAGCUCUCCGUUAUGGCAGUUCCUCUGGCAACAUUACAAUGGAGAACUUCAUCAGUUUGGCCAUUCGCUUAACCUGCAUGUCCCAAAUCUUCAAGCAACUGUCAAAUCGAACGACCGUGACUCUUCAUGAACCAGAGUGGAUGUAUGUCACCAUGUACACUUAAACUGACAGUGAAGACGAACUGCAAGAUUCGUCAGGAAUAAACACAGAAUGUGUUCGUCUGCAAAUGAGCUGUUAUUGAACAGCAGAGUAUAUAUGGCAUGUACAGAGCAGCAGAAAUGGGGUACUUACUUUGUCUUUGAAAUCCCGGCAACAGGAGGAAAUGGUAACUUUUCUUACCUGUUACUGACAGAACAGCUGUUGUGAGUGUGUAGUCAUCCCAGCUAAGAUUACACUGAAAUGUUACAUUUGUUGCAUAUCUAUCUUUUUUUUUAGUUAAAACUUAUACAGAUCAUUAAUCAUGUGUGUUUCUCAGUAAAUGUCAUACAUAGUUAAAUACUGUAUCUUUUUCAGUCUACUUGUUACUUUCUAUGAUGGCGUGGUUCAUUGCUUUAAGUGGGAUAAUGCAUUUUUGUUUUCACUGUUAGGUGGAAAUAUACUUUUUUUUAGCCAAGUCAGCAGCACAGUGUCUGUUUGUGAGUCACUUAGAUCCACACUGAAAUAUUACUCAGUACUUAAUAUAACAGUAACUAGAUAGAUUAUCAUGUAAUCUGAAACAAACAUUAAUGUCCUGAUAAUUGUGGAGUAUAGCCGGUCUUUCUGAAUUCUACUUUUUAAGUGGGUUUUUAUUUUAGGUGGGACAUUUUUACUCAUUUUGUACUGUACAAAUAAAAAUGUUAUUCAAACA
Molecule: messenger RNA, 2848 nt
Organism: Acanthochromis polyacanthus (spiny chromis)
Lineage: Eukaryota; Metazoa; Chordata; Actinopteri; Pomacentridae
Product: calpain-A-like
Exons: 21
Coding region: 56-2164 (702 amino acids)
Biological process (GO): proteolysis
Cellular component (GO): cytoplasm
Molecular function (GO): calcium ion binding; calcium-dependent cysteine-type endopeptidase activity
Source: RefSeq, a predicted model, not a curated record